Messenger RNA from Charadrius vociferus (killdeer), 1185 nucleotides. RefSeq names its product carbohydrate (N-acetylglucosamine 6-O) sulfotransferase 4 (gene CHST4). Gene Ontology annotation, biological process: keratan sulfate proteoglycan biosynthetic process; carbohydrate metabolic process; N-acetylglucosamine metabolic process. Lineage: Eukaryota; Metazoa; Chordata; Aves; Charadriiformes; Charadriidae. The record is from RefSeq and is a predicted model, not a curated record. Gene Ontology annotation, cellular component: Golgi membrane. The transcript has a single exon. Bases 1 to 1185 code for a protein of 394 amino acids. Gene Ontology annotation, molecular function: N-acetylglucosamine 6-O-sulfotransferase activity.
AUGAUGAAGCGUAGAAGAGUGCAGGUGCUCCUGAUUCUGGCAGUUCUGUUCUUCCUUCUGAUCCACUUCUACUUCCCACCCUGCAGCAACAAUGUCCCCGUGGAAGAAAAACCUUCUCCAGUCCACAUCCUUAUUCUCUCCUCCUGGCGGUCAGGAUCUUCCUUCACUGGGCAAAUCUUCAGCCAGCACCCCAGCGUCUUCUACCUGAUGGAGCCCGCAUGGCACGUGUGGGUUAACAUGUACCAGAACAGUGCCAAGGUCUUGCACAUGGCAGUGCGGGACUUAGUCAGGUCGGUCUUUCUGUGUGACAUGUCUGUAUUUGAUGCUUACAUGUCUAGCCAGAAGAAAAAGUCUGACUUAUUUCAGUGGGAGACAAGCCGAGCCUUGUGCUCCCCCCCUGCUUGUGACUCCUUCAGUCGCAGUGACAUAAUCAGUGCAGGCAAUUGCAAAACAAUCUGUGGCAAGUACCCAUUCAGCAAGGUGGAGGAAGCUUGUAAAACCUACAGCCAUGUUGCGGUCAAGGAGGUUCGGUUCUUUGACCUGAAAGUUCUCUACCCCCUUCUCACUGAUCCAUCCCUGAACCUCAAAAUCAUUCACCUGGUACGUGAUCCUCGGGCUGUGUUCAAGUCCCGAGAGAAUACAGUGGCAGAACUGAAACGUGACACUAACAUUUUGGUGGGCUCCCAGAGGACAAAGGGAGAAAUGGGGCCCUACAACACAAUGCAAGUAAUCUGCAAAAGCCAUCUUGAGAUUUACAAGGCAGGCAGUCAGGCCAUUCCCAGCUUUCUCAAAGACCGCUACCUGCUGGUUCGCUAUGAAGAUAUUGUUAGAGACCCGCUAGCGAAGGCUGCUCAGAUGUACAGGUUUGCAGAACUUCAUUUCACACCAGAACUUCAGAAGUGGGUGCACAACAUCACUCAUGGGAAGGGGCAAGGAGCACGGACCUUUGAUAUUGGGUCCAGAGAUGCGCUGAGAGUAUCCCAGGCCUGGAGGAAGACCCUUCCCUUCCAGAAAAUAGAAAAAGUGCAAAAUAUGUGCAAGGAUGCAAUGGACAUGCUGGGCUACCGUCUCGUUCAGUCUGAAGAAGAGCAAAAAGAUAUGUCACUGGAUCUUUUGUUUGCCCUGAACUCCUCUGAGCAACAAAUUCUGAAGGCAGAAAAGCUGCUCUCUGCACCUACUCUCUGA